This is a messenger RNA of Brassicogethes aeneus, 678 nucleotides long. The record is from the annotation of a GenBank genome assembly. Lineage: Eukaryota; Metazoa; Arthropoda; Insecta; Coleoptera; Nitidulidae.
AUGUCUGUUGCGUUAGCUUGUAGAAGGAUGAAAGGGAGUCAUACAGCUGAACAAGUGAACAAUAUUAUUUUAAUGAUUCAUGAUGAAUAUAAAAUAAAUAAUUUAACAAUAUUAGCUACAGUUACUGAUAAUGCAAGUAAUUUUUGUAAAGCUUUUCGAGAAUUUGGAAUAGAUAAAAGAAACUUAAGUGCGUCUGAAGAAGAUGGUUCAGAUGAAGACAUCGAAAAAGAUAUUUCUUGCAAAACAUCAGGAAUACUUAAAUGUCUACCAAAACAUACUCUCAACUUAUGUGCAACAACAGACAUCAAUAAAACUAUUAAACAAGACGCUGUUUUAAAUAAUAUUCAUGAUAGAGUUCUUGGAAAAUGCAAUAAAGUUUGGAAAGCACUUAAUCGACCAAAGGAAUCUGAAAUGCUACAGGAUUUACUAAAAUUAGUACCGUCUCGUCCAGUAGAGACUCGAUGGAAUUCUUUGUUCGACGCCUUCAUAGAUAUUCUCAAAAUUAAGGGAAACGGCGACAGAGCAUUCGAAAUUUUAGAAAUAAGACAUUGUCUUAUUGAGACUGAAUUUUUAUACAUUGAAAAAUUUGUAACUAUAACAACGCCUUUAGCUGAUUCACUUGAUAUCCUUCAAGGAGAAGUUAGCGCUAAGGGAGAAAUUGCGGCAAUUGAAAAGUAG